GGAUUAGAGAUUUAAAUUUGACUUAAAACCAUGUCUGAGCUAGCAAGUUCAGAAGAAGAAACGGACUUUAGUGUCGUUAGCUCAAGAAACUAUCAGCGCGUUCAAGAUAAAGUCGCAAAGAUCAGCUACGUUGAUGGCAUCGCCGAUGGAAGGGAAAAGGUCUUCCAAGCCAGCUUCGAUCGGGGCUACGAGGAUGGCUUUAAGACAGGCUUUGAACUGGCCAAACUGAGUGCCUAUUUUGAAACCGAAAACUUGCCAAAACCCGACGAAACCCAAAAGUUCAAGCAACUUGACCUACCAGAGGCCACAGAUAAGACGCACUUCCAAUACUUGAUACAUCAAGGAGUACCCCUCAACGAGGUGUCCGAAAAGCAAGCGAAAUACUUGGACAAUUUGAUGGAUCAGUUCGCACAAACUAUCCCAGAAACUAUUAAUUUAUUCACACCCCAAAAGAGGGAGACUGAUAAUGUUAAUGUGGUUUAAUGCAUGUGUUUGGGAAUUAUCAAAAUUAACUGAACAUAGUAGAUCUUCUUGCGACUUAUAAAUACAGGCCCUCGGGCGUACCCUC
Drosophila bipectinata is the source of this 568-nucleotide messenger RNA. RefSeq lists its product as uncharacterized. The record is from RefSeq and is a predicted model, not a curated record. NCBI's taxonomy places the organism in Eukaryota, Metazoa, Arthropoda, Insecta, Diptera, Drosophilidae.